CCAGGUCUGCUAUCCUCAAUGGAACAGUGUACAUACUAUGCUGUCCACAUUUACUGCACUGGGGACCUCCUGAAGCAGGUCCAGCUGGCCAAGCUCUUCUCUGAUGACAAACACUUUGUUGACAUGCCAUUGCAGGAGUCUCCAGAACUAGUUCUGAAGAAGUUCCAGCAACUAGUGAAUGUGACUCCAGGGGGGAUAUUGUCCAAAGAGCAGCUGCAACAGUUUGUGAGCUCAUCCUUCAGUGACCCUGGACAAGAGUUUGAGCUAUGGGAACCUCAGGACUGGAUGAGCAGCCCCCAGAUUUUAGCCAAGAUUUCUGACCAAAAACUCCAGGCAUGGGCAUCGGAUUUGAAUGCCAAGUGGAAAUCCCUAGGGAGAAAGAUCAAAGAUGACGUUAGGACUCGCCCGAUGUUUUACUCUCAGAUUUAUGUGCCGCACCCUGUGGUAGUGCCCGGUGGCAGGUUCAUUGAAUAUUACUACUGGGAUUCCUACUGGGUGAUUGAAGGGCUGCUCCUCUCUGAAAUGGCAGCCACAGCCAAGGGGAUGAUACAGAACUUACUGUACCUGGUGGAAAGGUAUGGGCACAUCCCGAAUGGAGGGCGAGUCUAUUACCUAUGCCGGAGCCAGCCACCUUUCCUCACUCUGAUGAUGGAUGCCUACCUGGCCCAUGCCAAUGACACAGAGUUUCUCAGGGAGAAUAUCCAUCUGCUGGAGGUAGAGUACGAGUUCUGGCAGAGGAAUCGCUCUGUGAGCAUCACAGUUGGGGACAGGAAUCAUACUCUGAACUACUACAAUGUCCAGAUCGGGGAGCCCAGACCAGAGUCCUACAGUAAAGACUGGGAGUUGGCAAGUGACUUAAAUGAAGAUGCCAGGCAGGAGCUCUGGGCAGAGCUAAAAUCAGCAGCAGAGUCAGGCUGGGACUUUUCCUCUCGCUGGUUCCUCUCCUGGCCUCCCCCACUCCCUGCGACACUGAAGGAUACCAAAGCCAGCGCUGUAGUGCCAGUGGAUCUGAAUGCCUUUCUGUGCAAGACCGAGCACCUGCUGGCUUCAUUCUACAGGAUACUGGGAAACACCACCAAGGCUGCCCAGUUCCAGGUUGCUCUGGAGCGCAGGCUCGAGGCUGUCCAAGCUGUCUUCUGGAAUGAGGCUGCUGGAGUCUGGCUGGACUUCAACCUCCUGAAGAAGCAGCCAAACCCAGCCUUCUACCCCUCCAACCUGGCACCCCUGUGGACUGACUGCUUCUCAGACCAGGCUGCAGCUGAGAGGGCAGUGCGGUACUUAGAGGGGAGCACAGUCCUGUCCUACAAGAACGGGCUCCCUACCUCACUGUUCAGGACUGGGGAGCAGUGGGACCUGCCCAAUGCCUGGCCUCCACUGCAGCAUAUGGUGAUUGCAGGUUUGGCCAAGUCCAGCUCCUUGAGAGCCAAAGAAAUUGCCUUUGAUCUGGCCCAGAACUGGGUCAGAACCAACUUUGCCUUAUAUAAGAAGUACCAGGCCAUGUUCGAGAAGUACAACGUGGACGGAGAUGGGAAGCCAGGGACAGGAGGAGAGUACCAAGUCCAGGAGGGAUUUGGCUGGACCAAUGGUGUAGUCCUGCAGCUCUUGGAUCUCUAUGGCGACCGCCUGACUUCUGGCUCCCCCUCUACCCUCUUCAGGGCUUGGAUUGUUGCUGCUUGCCUCUUCCUCCUUGACCUGAAAUGGUAGGGGAAGUGGUUUGGGCUCCCAGAAGCAGAGCCAGAGGAGACAAGCCCAUUAUGUACUGAACAGUACCCUGGCCUUGUAACCAGUUAGGGAAGAGAGUGUGUGGCAGCGGGAUUCAUCGGGGCAGCCACCUCUUUCUCUACCUGCUGGGACAGCGAAGCAGCCACAGGUGAACGAUAGCUGUGACUAAAGCCCUGUGCAUGCAGCCCUACUGAGCCCCCUACCUGCAAUUCUCUCAUGCUUUUGCUGUUUCAUUAAUGUUUAUCAAACUGGUCUUUGCUGUCAUGCCUGCCUUGGUGGUUACUGGGAUAAAUAGGGGCCUGAUUCUGGUGGAGGUCUGUGCUGAGGCCCCACAUCCCCUAGUCUCAGGACAGAGUGUAGAUGUAGGGGCUGGGCAUUAAUGGUCCCCGAUCCCCCUGGUGGUGUUAGCCAUUGCAGAGAUGACAUCCCUGAGAGUGUGUGUGUUGUUUAUCCACCAGGGGCCCAGCUCACUGCCCACCACCGAUCCUUUUAUCCCUUCAUUCUCACAACGUUCCCUUUGUGCCACCCGUCCACAUCCCCCUCAUUCAGAGAGAUGAUGUAUAAAUAAAUAAACUUGUAGAGUU
This is a messenger RNA of Gopherus flavomarginatus (Mexican gopher tortoise), 2306 nucleotides long. RefSeq names its product trehalase (gene TREH). NCBI's taxonomy places the organism in Eukaryota, Metazoa, Chordata, Testudines, Testudinidae. Gene Ontology annotation, biological process: trehalose catabolic process. The record is from RefSeq and is a predicted model, not a curated record. The coding region runs from base 19 to 1704 and encodes 561 amino acids. The transcript has 15 exons. Gene Ontology annotation, molecular function: alpha,alpha-trehalase activity.